Amphibalanus amphitrite is the source of this 2163-nucleotide messenger RNA. Its product is annotated as NADH-cytochrome b5 reductase-like. Bases 472 to 1488 code for a protein of 338 amino acids. Gene Ontology annotation, molecular function: oxidoreductase activity. The record is from RefSeq and is a predicted model, not a curated record. The transcript is spliced from 3 exons. NCBI's taxonomy places the organism in Eukaryota, Metazoa, Arthropoda, Thecostraca, Balanomorpha, Balanidae.
ACAUUAUGUUAAAUUAUCAAUAUAAACAUGAUCAAUUUAUUCUAAUAACACAGUUUUUCUUUUCCCUUCUAUGGGAACCUUUUCCGACAAAUUUCAAACAAAACUAACUUUACUAUUUAUGAUGACUGACGGUAUGUUGUUUUUCACUAGUUAAAACCGUGUGCAUUUCAAAGGGCAGCAUUAAAUGCAUGAGACGGAGGCCUAUGCAAUCACCUGUCCAUCUACCUUUCUUUUUUAUUACCGAUUAAGUGUAACAAAAUAUCAGACAAACUUUUUCAUUCAUGAUCGUUUCGCAUUUGGAAACCAUCCCAGCCUGCAGUGAGCCUGAACCAGUGAACCGUCCGAGGCCGGGUCACACCUCCUGCGUCAGCCGGGCGGCCGGAUGUCGCCCCCCACUCGCGCAGAUGGGUGUGUGCACGGCCCGAGCUGCUCGUCUGACGGCACCCGGUAGCCGUCGGCCCGCUGAGCGCAAUGACAGCUCGCCGGGCCCCGCCGCCGCCCACUCUGACGCUGCUAGUCGUGGCCGGUCUGACCGCGCUGACCGUGACGUCAUCGGGGUGCUCGGGAGUGGCUGAGGCGCCUGUCGGAGCCUCAGGUGAGGCGUUCGUGGACGACCGGAGCCCGUUUUCCAGUGGCUCGGCUGGCGGCUGGUGCCGGCGGGGUCCGGCCGCCCUCUGCGCCGCCCAGCCCUGGGGGGAGUCCGCCGCCGCCGCCGCGGCCCGGAACGGCUCCGGGCCCGGCGGCGGCGCGCACACCGCGCUGCUGCCCCACUGUUUCACGGCGCUGCCGCUGGUGGCUGUGACGGCCGUGUCCGACUCGGCGGCCGUCUAUCGGUUCCAGCUGCCGACCGGCGCCGCGCUGCGACACCCGCUCGGCUCCCACCUGCUGCUGAGGGCCGCCGACGCCGACGGACGCGCCGUCACGCGCGCCUACGGACCCGUCUCGGACCCGCGGGCCGUCGGCUACUUCGAGGUGUACAUCCGUCUGUACCCGUCCGGCGCCAUGUCGAGCCGGGUGCGCCGCUGGCGGGUGGGCCAGACGGCGCUCUGGAGCGGUCCUUUCGGCGGCUACCGGCCGCGGCCGACCGACCGGCGACUGGUGCUGCUCGCCGCCGGCACCGGUGUGGCGCCGCUGGUCGGCCUGAUGGCGGAGGCGGUGGCGCGGCCGGCCGCGCCGCGGCUGACGCUGCUGCUGUCCGUCCGCCGGCUGCAGGAGGUGUUCCCGCGCCGCCGGCUGGCCCGCUGGGCGCGCUCCGGCCGCAUCACCUACGAGCUGUUCGUGACCGGGCCGGAGGAGGACGGCGAGCGGCCGUGGCCCGGCGAGACGGUCACCCGCCGGCGGAUCCAGCGGCGUGACGUGCUGGCCGCCGCCCGGCAGCCCGGCACCGGCACCAGAUACCUGGUCUGCGGCCCUCAGGGCCUGGUGGAGGCCGUCCGCAGCUACCUCCGGCAGGCCGGAGUCAGCCACCGCGACAUCGUCAUAUUUUGAUUUUUGAUAUGCUUCUUUUGUUGCACUUUUGUGCUGGAGUUAAACACUUUUUAUUUCGGGUUUAUGUACUUACUUGAACCUUUAGUAGAACAGCUGAGCGACCUUUGCUGCAAUAAUACCUUGCACAUUAGGGAAUGUGUAAAGACUGUUUCUUGGCGUCAUGAGAGUGUCAUGUCAGACAAUAUUCUAGCAGUCUAGCAUGUUUUGUUUCAGUCAAUAUCGGUGCAGCAUCUUUUGACUAUAAAACAGCCUCGGUAUUUGACUUUUAUCAGCAUUUUCGUAAUGUCCUUUUUGUUUAUGAUGCCGCUGUUGCAUAGGGCAACAAUUUAGGUAACAUAGUUAUCGGCUUGUGCCGGUGCCCGUGACCCGUAAUUUAUUCUGAAGUAGAUAUUCCGAUGUCACUAAUAUCAGUCUUUCAGUACCUAACUUUCCCAUAUGGGUACUUACAAUGAUGGGUAGAUGGGUACUUACAACACAUGCUGAGUAAAACAGAUAUCAUAUUUUUGAGACUGUGGUAGGUCGACUGUUAGCCCUGUUUUCGCCCUCAUUUACCGCUUCGCUCGUGCGUACUCGUUCUCGAUCAAUCAGUUCGUCACACGGAGGACCAAAUAAAGAUAUAGUUCAUCUACGCAUCAAAGUCUGUUUUGAUUUCUAGAUUGAUGCGCAAACGGUUAA